AUGAAGUUCAAUACAUGGAAAAUAGCCAAAAUUUAUCUUGAAAAUUUUGCAAAACAAGAAGGAUUUUACUUUCGUAAAAGACGUUGUGUUUGUGAUCCAGUUAAUAAUUCUAUAAUACAUCAUCAUACUUUUGAAUGUUCUCAUAUACAAAAACAUGAAGCUAAAAAGGUUGCUUUAAUAACAAAUCAAAGAAAUAGAGAUUCAGAGAUAAUUUGUGAACAUAAUCAUCCUAUGAAUCCUUUUAUUAGAAAAUCUGCAUCAAGAUUUCGAUGA
This is a messenger RNA of Funneliformis geosporum, 273 nucleotides long. NCBI's taxonomy places the organism in Eukaryota, Fungi, Glomeromycota, Glomeromycetes, Glomerales, Glomeraceae. The record is from the annotation of a GenBank genome assembly.